Molecule: messenger RNA, 1293 nt
Organism: Symbiodinium sp. CCMP2592
Lineage: Eukaryota; Dinophyceae; Suessiales; Symbiodiniaceae
Source: the annotation of a GenBank genome assembly
AUGCGGCAGUCGCAACUUGUUAGGGAGUCCGAGACGGUAUCCUUCGAGCAAGAGGUCGGUGGCGAAGGCAACGAAGUGGAGCUGGGCAAAGAUGUCACCUUCGAUCUUUCGGGCUUCGAUGCCACCAUGGGUGACCAAAAGGAUCUUGCCAACACCUACAAGAAUGCUAUCCAGGUUCGGUCCACCAAGAUCGCCGAGGCUUUGGGCCGUUUGGAAGCCACCCCUGUUUCCGAGCGCAAUAACAACAUCAAUUCGCUGAUUGAGAAGCUGCAGAACUCCAUCAAGAAGUUUGAUGAAUGCUACGACAAGAUCGAUGAAACCUACUGCGAUGGUGCAGUGGAAGGAUACACAACUGCAAUGCUGGACAGCCUCAAGGACUUCUACAAGAAGGCCAAGCGCACGCAACGAUGGACGCCGGGGCCAACGGCUCGCAAGCUGGUUACCUCACUGGCAAUGGGAGAUACGGCCGCAAACGUGGUUCGCUUUGCCAAAGCUAUUGAAGAAGAGCAGCCAUUGCUCUUGCAAGGGGUCGCGGCCUUCGCAAAGCGCCGAUUCAAGUGGAUGGACGUUCGAGACUUGUUGGCAGGGCUCAGACCAUACGGGGAUUUAGCAGAUUUAUUUACAAGCGGAAUCCAGGAUGCAUCGGGAGAGGUUUGGUUCCCGAUUGUUAUCGGGAUGAAAGGGGACUCCCCUGCCUUGAACAAGGAAGGCUUUCACUGGGGUCGCCGCACUUGUUUUCCAUAUGGUGGAUGGAAAGCGGCUGAUUCAAUGAUGCUUAUGCGAUGGCUGCUGUUGCUGCUGAGACAUGGGCCUGUCUUGCCAGACGGGUCUGGACGUUCCGGGCGCACGUGGCUUCAGGAUCCUGAGAAAGGUGAGAUUUGCAGAGCCAUUGAGGAUGCUUGUUGUGGUUGUCUUCGUUUCUUCCAGAUAUUGCACAAGAACGGCUUAUGGCUUUCUCGCAGCGAAGCUGAAUCAGCAGCCGCUUCGGUCGAGCUUUUCUGUGCAUGCUACAAGCAUCUUGCUAUGGAGUUUUUCCGGAUGGGGAAAUCUUUGUACCACCUCGAACCGAGUUUGCAUAUGUUCAAGCACGUGCAAGUUCGACUGGUACGCAUAUUGGCUACCGGAGCGCAGGCAAUUAUGUCCCCGGCUGCUCAUUUGACUGACAUGAGCGAAGACUUCGUUGGCAUAUGCUCGCGAAUUUCACGGCGUGUUGCAGCACGUACAUGCGGGCAGCGCACAAUGCAGCGGAUGCUCAUCCGAUACCACUUAGAGUUCGAGAAGCUGGGCAUGUAG